CGGUAUUACUAAUCCCUCUUUUCAUACCUCUUAUUCCGCUCUUCUUGUCCCCUUUCAAACCCUAGAAUUUCCAAAACCCUCACCAUACCCAUCCCUAAAUACUCCAUCGAUCAUUGAUGAUCUUGGUCUUGUGGGCGGCUAGGGUUGGGUUUUGAUCCGUUCUUGGUGAGAAAAGAGGGGUUUUGGGGAUGUCGAGUGGGAAUCGGAGGUCGGUGGUGCCGUCUUCUUCGUCGGGUCUGGCGAAGAGGCCGGCUGCGGCUGAGAAUGCUGCUAAGGCCUCGGCUGCCGCGCCGCAGCACGCGAAGAAGAGGGUGGCGCUUGGGAAUUUGACGAAUCAGAGUAGUUUGGGGCGGGCUGUGCCGCGGCCGGCCGCUGGAGCUAAGGGGAACAAUGCCAAAAGUGGAACCUCGACAUCAAUUGUGAAGAAGGCACCAGUAACUCGAGUCCAUGAAGCAGCUCCUAGGCCUACUGCCAAUGCCUUUCUUGCACCUUGCAAUACUGUUAUAUCCCCCAAUCGCUCAAGGGACUCAGUUUCCUUGGAUGAAACAAUGUCUACAUGUGAUUCCAUGAAGAGCCCUGACUUUGAGUAUAUAGACAAUGGAGACUCUUCUAUAGUUGCUUCCUUGGAGAGACGAGCAACUGACAAUCUUCGUAUCUCUGAGGAUGAUGAUGAUACAUUAGACUGCACCUUGAAGAGAGAUGUUCCUGUUAGUAUGGGAACAAUGGACAACAUCAUUGACCUUGACAGUGAUCACAAAGAUCCACAGUUAUGUGCAACUCUUGCAUGCGACAUAUACAAGCACUUGCGCAUUGCUGAGACAAAGAAAAGGCCUUCUAUGGACUUCAUAGAGAAGAUACAGAAGGAUAUAAAUGCAAGCAUGAGAGCAAUACUCAUAGAUUGGCUUGUAGAGGUUGCAGAAGAAUACAGGCUAGUACCUGAUACGUUAUAUUUGACUGUCAAUUACAUUGACCGUUAUCUUUCCACUAAUGAAGUAAACCGGCAACGGCUGCAGUUGCUUGGUGUUGCUUGCAUGCUUAUUGCUUCGAAAUAUGAAGAGAUUUGUGCUCCCCAAGUGGAAGAGUUCUGUUAUAUAACUGAUAACACAUACUUUAAGGAGGAGGUCUUACAAAUGGAAGCUGUUGUAUUGAAGCACUUGAAGUUUGAAAUGACUGCGCCCACACCGAAGUGUUUCUUGAGACGAUUUGUCCGUGCUGCACAAGCAUGUGAUGAGGUCUCACACUUGCAACUUGAGUUUCUCGCUGAUUAUCUUGCCGAAUUAUCCCUUCUCGAGUACAACUUUCUUUGCUAUUCUCCAUCUCUAGUGGCUGCUUCUUCAAUUUUCCUUGCAAAGUUCAUCUGCCAACCAACAAAGAGACCUUGGUGUGCAACAAUGGUGCAUUACACUUCAUAUAAACCUUCAGAUCUAUGUGAAUGUGUGAAGGCUCUGCACCGUCUCUUCUGUAACAGUCCCAGCAACUCCUUGCCAGCAAUCAGAGAGAAGUACAGCCAGCACAAGUACAAAUUUGUGGCCAAGAAAUACUGCCCAGCUACAAUUCCAUCAGAAUUCUUCCAAGAUUCCGGCAUCUGAAUCCAAUUUUCCGGGUUUGGAGGAUCCACAGAUGAAACCAAUGAGUUCGCUGAACUGAUGAAGACGAUAACUGGUCCCCGGCAAGGUUCAUCAUGUGAUGAAUGGUGUGGGAAGGGUUGGAGUUGGUGGUAGUGUGGGUGUGAUUUUUCUCCUCCCCAUCUUUUUUUUGUUCUUUGAUGAUGAGAAAAAGGAUGAUGUAGAAGUUGAUCAUCCCUGGUUUCCAAUGCUGUUGAUAAUGUUAUGUUGUUUGUUCCUCUUGUUUGGUAGUUAUAUUCAUCUUUGGUUC
This is a messenger RNA of Dioscorea cayenensis subsp. rotundata (Guinea yam), 1875 nucleotides long. RefSeq names its product cyclin-A1-4-like. The record is from RefSeq and is a predicted model, not a curated record. Bases 189 to 1589 code for a protein of 466 amino acids. Gene Ontology annotation, molecular function: cyclin-dependent protein serine/threonine kinase regulator activity. NCBI's taxonomy places the organism in Eukaryota, Viridiplantae, Streptophyta, Magnoliopsida, Dioscoreales, Dioscoreaceae. Gene Ontology annotation, cellular component: nucleus; cytoplasm; cyclin-dependent protein kinase holoenzyme complex. The transcript is spliced from 11 exons. Gene Ontology annotation, biological process: regulation of cyclin-dependent protein serine/threonine kinase activity; mitotic cell cycle phase transition.